AUGUCGACUCAACCCACUGCUGCAAUGUCGUCCGAAUCACUGCACGAUGAGGAAAAGCAAUCCCCGAGUGACGCCAAACUGGCCACCGAGCCAGUAGAAUACCCUCCAGUGGCCAAGCGCAUCCUAAUCAUGGUUGCGCUAUAUCUCACCAUGUUCCUCAUUACUCUCGACCAAAACAUCAUUGCGACUGCAAUCCCUCGCAUCACCGACGAAUUUCAUUCCAUCGACGAUAUUGGCUGGUACGGCAGUGCCUACCUCCUUACAACUUGCAGCUUUCAGCUCCUCAUGGGCAAAAUCUACAAGCAUUAUCCAGUAAAACCCUUAUUCCUCGCGGGUGUCUUCCUCUUUGAAGUCGGCUCUGCAAUCUGUGGCGCUGCACCGAAUUCCACUGCCUUCAUCGUUGGCCGUGCUGUUGCUGGCUUGGGUGCUUCAGGUCUAUUUUCCGGCGUCAUGGUCAUCAUGUUCUACACAAUCCCUCUUCAGCAGAGACCGCUUUGGCAGGGCGCCGCAGGAGCCUUGUUCGCCGUCGCCUCUGUCAUUGGACCAGUCGUCGGUGGAGCAUUUACCGAUAACAUUACCUGGCGAUGGUGCUUCUACCUCAAUCUUCCCAUCGGAGGCGUCUCUAUUAUUGUUUCGAUAUUCCUUAUUCAUCUGCCGAACCAGAAGCUUGAGUCUCCCGCGAAAAGCUUUUUGGGUAAAAUCCAGCAGCUUGAUCCCAUUGGCAAUCUCGCUUUCUUCCCUGGAGUCAUCUGCCUCAUCUUCGCCUUGCAGUGGGGUGGGACGCGCUAUGCUUGGAGCAAUGGCAAGAUCAUUGCCCUUCUUAUCGUAUGCAUUGUCCUUGUCGCCGUCUUCAUCGGCAUCCAGGUCUGGAAAAAAGAAGAGGCGACUGUGCCGCCUCGCAUCAUCACCCAGCGCAGCAUCGCCUCUGCCAUGUUCUUCUGCUUCUUCAAUGGUGCUGGUAUGAUGGUACUUAUGUACUAUCUUCCUAUUUGGUUCCAAGCAGUCAAAGGUGCUUCAGCUGUGCAUUCCGGCCUCAUGUUGUUGCCCACUGUCCUGUCAGUGGUUGUAGCAUCCAUUGCCUCUGGCAUCAUUAUCUCCCGCGUCGGCUACUACGCGCCCUUUUAUAUUGCCAGCUCUGUCUUGACACCCAUCGGAGCCGGUCUUAUGUGCACCUUUACCCCUUUGACAAGUAAAGGAAUGUGGAUUGGUUCGCAGAUUCUCUUAGGCUUCGGUUUUGGCCUCGGUGCACAGCAGCACAUGAACGUCGUGCAAACUGUUCUGGAGCGCUCCGACAUAGCCGUGGGCUCUGCCGUGGUUAUGUUUGUGCGUUUCCUUGGCUCUGCGGUCUUUAUUCCCAUUGCGCAGAACAUUUUUCUCCAAGAUCUCAUCUCAAAAUUGACGGCGCUUCCUGGAGUUGAUGCCGAGAAGAUUGUCAAGGGCGGUGCCACUGAGCUACGAUCGUUGGUGUCCGGUCAUGAGCUCGAACAGCUUCUCACUUAUUACAAUGCGUCCAUUGUCAGGGUAUUUUAUAUUGUGGUUGGCACCUGCGCUGUCACCAUCUUUGCGAGUGUCUGUGUGGAGUGGCGCAGUCUGAAGGCCAAAGCCAAAGACGAAGCUGAAGCUGGGAAGCCAGUUUCCAAGUAA
This is a messenger RNA of Akanthomyces muscarius, 1644 nucleotides long. RefSeq lists its product as uncharacterized. Gene Ontology annotation, biological process: transmembrane transport. Gene Ontology annotation, molecular function: transmembrane transporter activity. Lineage: Eukaryota; Fungi; Ascomycota; Sordariomycetes; Hypocreales; Cordycipitaceae. The transcript is spliced from 2 exons. Bases 1 to 1644 code for a protein of 547 amino acids. The record is from RefSeq and is a predicted model, not a curated record.